This is a messenger RNA of Camelina sativa (false flax), 817 nucleotides long. Its product is annotated as adenine phosphoribosyltransferase 3. Gene Ontology annotation, biological process: adenine salvage. Gene Ontology annotation, molecular function: adenine phosphoribosyltransferase activity. The record is from RefSeq and is a predicted model, not a curated record. Gene Ontology annotation, cellular component: cytoplasm; cytosol. Lineage: Eukaryota; Viridiplantae; Streptophyta; Magnoliopsida; Brassicales; Brassicaceae.
UUAAUAAAUUAAAAAGAAACAGAGGAUUUCACAUUCUGUGUUUUGUUUGAUUUUUUAGAUUAUAAUUUUGUUUUUGUUUUUGUUUUGGUUCUUCGUUUGACAAUGUCGGGAAACAAAGAAGAAGAGGAUCCUCGUAUCAACGGAAUCAAAACUAAGAUCCGUGUCGUUCCAGAUUUUCCCAAGAAAGGGAUAAUGUUUCAAGACAUAACAACAGUGUUGUUGGAUCCGAAAGCUUUCAAAGACACGAUUGAUCUGUUUGUGGAGAGGUACAGAGACAAGAACAUCUCAGUGGUUGCAGGAAUAGAGGCUCGCGGUUUCAUAUUCGGUCCACCAAUUGCGUUAGCCAUUGGAGCAAAGUUCGUUCCCCUUCGCAAACCCAAGAAACUGCCUGGUGAAACGAUAUUUGAGGAAUACGAGCUAGAGUAUGGGAAUGACAGGCUAGAGAUGCACAUAGGAGCCGUGGAGGCUGGAGACCGAGCUUUGGUUGUUGAUGAUCUAAUUGCGACUGGUGGUACUCUCUGUGCCGCCAUUAACUUGCUCGAGAGGGUUGGAGCAGAAGUGGUGGAAUGUGCAUGUGUGAUAGAGUUACCGGAAUUAAAGGGAAGGCAGAGACUCAAGGGGAAGCCAUUGUGCAUGCUUGUGGAGUACCGAUGAUAUGAUUUUUAGCUGAGUUAUUUGGAUGAUCGAACUUUAUGGGGUUAAUUAAUUUGGUUACCGGAAAAUUCGGAUUGUUGCAGUCGCAGACUUAUUAUUAUUGGGAUUAUACAGUAUUUUAAUUUAAAAUCUGGCGGAUUAGCUGGAACAAAUAAUUCUAAUU